AUGUUCUACGACGAGUUGAGUGCUCGUUUGGAAAAGUUAGUUUCAAGUGGUGAAACACCUUCGAAUAUAAUCAAUCUUUUGUCAAUGGAUGGUGGUGGUAUACGAGGGCUGGUAAUUCUCCAGGUACAAGUUUCUUUAUUUUGA
Molecule: messenger RNA, 144 nt
Organism: Cooperia oncophora
Lineage: Eukaryota; Metazoa; Nematoda; Chromadorea; Rhabditida; Trichostrongylidae
Source: the annotation of a GenBank genome assembly